This is a messenger RNA of Harpegnathos saltator (Jerdon's jumping ant), 3135 nucleotides long. It is a transcript of the gene EDTP, whose product is annotated as Egg-derived tyrosine phosphatase. The coding region runs from base 951 to 2816 and encodes 621 amino acids. The record is from RefSeq and is a predicted model, not a curated record. The transcript has 7 exons. Gene Ontology annotation, molecular function: phosphatidylinositol-3-phosphate phosphatase activity. NCBI's taxonomy places the organism in Eukaryota, Metazoa, Arthropoda, Insecta, Hymenoptera, Formicidae. Gene Ontology annotation, biological process: dephosphorylation.
GUUUGACAUACACCUCGCAGAAGGAUACGUAUCGACGGAUUUUCCGCGCGCGGUAGUGGAUGCAUAUCUCUCGCUGGAGACGCAAAAUCGGCGCGCGCGACUGAGACGAAUGCCGGUUUCGCGCGGCUUUCGUUCGAAGGAAUUAAUUGGCGAAGCUUAUAAACGUAUAUCGAUCAACGCGGCACGCGCAUACGACGAGCGCGACGUCGCCGAAAGAUGGCGAGGAAAUGACGGGCGGGGAACGGCGUAGUCAGAAUGAGGAUGCGGGAUGCAGGGAGGAAAGGACAGCGGUCGCGCGUGUCUCGCCAAGCUGAUCAAGGCUACGUCAGUGGGCUUGAGAGACGCGGAAACGUGACCGCGAUAGGGAGACGCGUAUCAACGGGCCGCCGCAGAAUCGGCACUACGGAAGAUUCAAACACGCGAGAGUUCAAACGGCCGAGGACGCGAACGAUGCGUGUGUCGUUUAUCGGCGAGAGCGCGAAAAAAAGAGCGGCCGUGUGCGAGCGUGUUACCGAGAGGAACGUGCGUUGGAACGUGCGUGCAAUCGCGAGAAUGUAUUUUUAGAAUUUUGGUAACUGUGCCGGCGCCACGACGAGACGGAAAAAUACAGGUCAUUAGGAUAAUAUGAUUGUCACACAGUUGUGCAAGAAUAGAGUAUAUGGUAGAAUGUAUCGAAUGUUACACAUACAACGGAACAUUUUUGAAUGGAGAAAAUUGUAUGUAACAACCUGAAGAUGAAUCCUGCUAAGAAGAAUUUGAUGAAUGUCAAUUUACACUGUCACAUGUGCAUAUACCUUGAAAUAAGUGUUUGUGCUGUGUCUCUGCCAUGCAAGAUACCAGCAGCUAAUGUCUCGUGAGUUUAAUUGUGACUGUCUCAAGAACUCAGUGCCUCCUUAGGAAGAUUAUUCAAGCAAGUCAAAAGGUGCAACUAGAUAAAGCCGCAAGAAAUCAUGUCUGAUAUUACUGUGCAAGAUUUACAGGAACUUGUCGAACAUUUCUCAAAAACCACCUACAGGACCAGAGAAGCAGAUCGUACAAGUCAAGCCGUCAUGCAACGAUGCCUGCUGCUCACUGGUUUAGAUUACAAUUAUUUUACAGUCGAUAAUAGCAAUGGCGAUCUUUGCGCGCAUUAUCCUAGCCAUCUUAUAAUAUUUAGAAACGACAAGUGUCGUCCAAUCAUAUGCUCGAAUUCGCGGUCAAUGCUGUCCAUAAAGGGAAACAUAGGUGACAACAUAGUUUAUAGCAUGUACGAUCCCAACAAGCUCAAAAAACUCAUGAUAGACGCGAGAAAUGCCAGGUGUCGCUCGAGAUUCCCGGUACCGGUGAUAUUUUACGAGGGUAAGCACGUGUGCAGAUCGGCGACGUUGUCCGGCGGGCCAGAAAUCUAUGGUAGAGCCGGAUUAGAUUACUUUUUUGGCGGUGACGACGAUCAUCAUUCCGUGCACGAACGGAUCAAACGGAUGGACAAGCCUCUACCUUGGAGGGAAGAUUACAUGGGACAAUCAAUGUUCACUGAUUGGCAACUAUUGGAUAGAGUUAGAUCGCAAGAUAUAAGGCUUUUGAGGGCACUUAUGGUAGAUACUAUCAUAGACUUCAUGGUUGAAAAGAAGAAAGUUAAAUAUGGGAUGAACGUGACUUCCUCGGAGAAGGUAGACAAAGAAAACAGAUACAGGCAUUUUACUCUCGUUUCACUGCCAUAUCCUGGAUGUGAAUUCUUCAAGGAAUUUAGAGAACACGAUUAUCUGCCCAAGGGCUUGGUAUUCGAUUGGUAUCAGAAUUACGUAGAUGCUCCAAUUUCUGUACCUGAAGACUCGAUAUCGAAUCAAUUGCGGAUCAGUUGGGAUCUAUACACAACGUGGGAUCUAGUCAAAUUAACGCAAAACUAUUUAAGAUUAAUACUGAGAUACUUGAGCGACAGUAACGACGGGAUAUUGAUUCAUUGUAUCUCAGGUUGGGACCGUACGCCAUUAUUUAUUUCGUUAUUGAGAAUUAGUUUGUGGGCUGACGGAGUGAUCCAUCAUACGUUGAAUUCAUACCAACUGCUCUACUACACUAUCGCCUACGAUUGGAUGCUUUUUGGGCAUAAUUUGGAGGAUCGGCUCAAUAAAGGAGAGGAGAUAUUCUUCUUCUGCUUUUAUUUCCUGAAACAUAUUUACAACGAUAAAUUCAGCAUACACAAGCAUCCAGAUAGCGUUAAACACAACGAUUCACAACCGGAUAAUUUCGUGAUUGGCAGCGAAUCCUUUGAAAUACUGAACCCUAAUGUAAGCCCCAACAGCUCGACCAGCUCCGAUAACCAAACAAGCGCGGAUAGCGAACCACCAGCUGUGUUUCAUGUCGAAUCUCCCGUGGAAAGUCAGGAUGACUCUGAAGACAACGGGAAUACUAUACCUGGCAAGCUUAAGACAUCUCCAAAGAAGGAAGUCAAUAUCGCAGGAGGCUCUCGUCCAUCAUUAUCUGCGAGUCGCACGUCUCCGGUCGGAGUCCCCAUACCAUGCAAUCCUGGUCUUCGACAAAGAAACGACUCGACAUCCUCGACUGGAUCGUGGCAGUUAGUAUCCGGGACUGGUAGUUUAUGUGGCUCCACGACUGUUAAUGCACCGCCGAUAGACACCGUGUGGUCUAUUGAUUCGGAUUGUAAGCCUCAUUGUAAAACUUGCACACUCGGAUACCGUAUAUCUCCUUCGGUAAAUGGACGAGGAUCUUCCGCGGAGAACAUCGACGAAGUUAUACAAGUGCGCAAGGAACGAUUAAAAUGUCUACGAAGUAUAUUUUAUAAGAUCUAUCCACAUAUUGGAUUUCGGAUGAAGGAAUAGCGAGACGGGUAACGUCGACCUGACCAGUACGUUAAUCUAGUGCUGUUAACUACGUGAAAAAAGUCGGUCAUUUCCACUGUACGCACACAGCUUUGUGGAUAAGACGUCAUUGAAUGGCUUCUUUGGCGCCAAUUUAUUGUUAAUGAUAUCAAUUUAAUAAUUUUAUAGACCGCGAUUCAGGAAUGAGAUGGUUACAUGUUAUUGUUUCGUUCAAGGACGAUUUUAUUGCUUCGCCCUCCCUCUUUCUUACAAAUGUUGCAUAAGAGUUGUAGCACGCUAUGUGCAAAGAUAAUUGAAUAAAACUUGAUAUUUUUGUAUA